Abrus precatorius (Indian licorice) is the source of this 1934-nucleotide messenger RNA. Its product is annotated as glutamyl-tRNA reductase 2, chloroplastic-like. The record is from RefSeq and is a predicted model, not a curated record. The transcript has 3 exons. Gene Ontology annotation, molecular function: glutamyl-tRNA reductase (NADP+) activity; NADP binding. The coding region runs from base 96 to 1688 and encodes 530 amino acids. NCBI's taxonomy places the organism in Eukaryota, Viridiplantae, Streptophyta, Magnoliopsida, Fabales, Fabaceae. Gene Ontology annotation, biological process: tetrapyrrole biosynthetic process.
AAACAAUACGCAUUAAUAUUAUUUCAUUGGAAUCAUAAAUAUUCUUCACAACCUUCUCCCAUUCCAUCGUUAUUAUCACUCCUUCACCAACUCCCAUGGCGGCCGUGGCUGGUUCCUCCUCCGCCGCCACCACCGUUCCCUCCUCCGCCCGAUGCCCCCGUUCCCUUCCCCCACCGCCUUCUCAACUCUCCUUCCCUCGCUCUCGCCUCUCUCUCUACCCCACGUGCCAGCUUCUCUCCAAUAAUUCCCCCUCCCAAAACUCUGUCGCAUCCAAAGCUUCCCCUCUCGAAUUGCUCAAGACUUCCUCCGCCGACAGAUAUACAAGGGAAAAGAGUAGCAUUAUUGCCAUAGGGCUUAAUAUUCAUACGGCUCCGGUUGAGAUGCGUGAGAAACUUGCGAUCCCAGAAUCGCAGUGGCCUCAGGUUAUUGCAGAACUCUGUGCCUUGAACCAUAUAGAAGAAGCAGCUGUUAUUAGCACAUGUAACCGUAUGGAGAUCUAUGUGGUGGCUCUCUCUCAGCACCGUGGUGUCAAAGAGGUUACUGAGUGGAUGUCUAAGGUAAGUGGGGUUCCAAUACCAGAGCUUUGUAAGCACCAGAUUUUGCUGUAUAACAGGGAUGCCAUGCAGCAUCUGUUCGAGGUAGCGGCUGGGCUUGACUCUCUUGUUCUUGGGGAGGGUCAAAUUCUUGCUCAGGUGAAACAAGUGGUGAAAGCUGGAGAGGGAGUGGCUGGCUUUGAUAAGAAAAUCGGUGGUUUGUUCAAGAAUGCUAUCUCUGUUGGAAAGCGGGUUCGAACUGAGACUAAAAUUUCAUCUGGAUCAGUUUCUGUCAGCUCUGCUGCUGUGGAGCUGGCACUGAUGAAGCUUUCGGAAUCUUCCUUUGCUGAUGCUAGAGUAUUAGUGGUCGGAGCAGGAAAGAUGGGGAAGCUUGUGAUCAAACAUUUGGUGGCAAAAGGAUGCAGAAGAAUGGUUGUUGUUAAUAGAACUGAAGAGAAAGUUAAUGCCAUUCGGCUAGAGUUGAAAGAUGUUGAAAUAGUGUUUAGACCUCUUUCAGAUAUGCUAGCUUGUGCUGCUGAAGCUGAUGUGAUCUUCACCAGCACAGCGUCUGAAUCCCCAUUGUUCACUAAAGAGAAUGUGCAGAUGCUUCCUGUAGUUAAACAAGGUGAAAGAAGACGCCUUUUUGUUGAUAUAUCAAUUCCUAGGAAUGUGGAACCAGGUGUCUCGGAUUUGGAGACUGCCCUUGUGUACAAUGUGGAUGAUCUGCAGGAAGUUGUAGCAGCUAACAAGGAAGACAGGCUUCAGAAAGCUGCAGAAGCCAGGGGAAUUAUCCAAGAGGAAUUGAAUAAAUUUGAAGCCUGGAAAGACUCUCUGGAAACUGUCACUACUAUCAAGAAGUUUAGAGAUUAUGUUGAUAGGAUCAGAGCCUCUGAGAUGGAGAAGUGUUUGUCAAAGAUGGGUAAUGACGUCUCAAAAGAACAUAAAGAUGCAAUAUAUUCCCUUAGUAUAGGUAUUAUGAAUAAGCUACUUCAUGGUCCUAUGCAGCACCUUAGGUGUGAUAGGAAUAGUAGUCGUAGUCUGAGUGAAGUACUUGAGAACAUGCGUGCUCUUAACAGAAUGUAUGAUCUCGAGACAGAAAUAUCCUUGAUUGAAGAAAAGAUCAGAGUCAAGAUGGGACGGGCCCAGAAGAAGUAAACUCUUAAAUUGAUUUAAUUAUGUGAUUCUUGGGGCAGCUGCAACCCUCACCAUUUUUUUUACACUAUAUAGUAGAUUCACGCCCAAUGGAGGCUAAUUCUUUUUAGUUGUUUUUUACAUAUACUGAUGUGACUAUACAUCGGCGCCACAACCAAAUUCCACAUGUAUUUUUCGAGAUGUUCUCAAUACAGAGUCGUUGACAACAGAUGAUUGUUGUAGUUUUAAUUACAUCAAUGCAUAUAUUUU